GGCUUCAAGGUGAUCCUGGGGCGCCCGUUUCUGACUAUCGACAGAGGAACCCGUUCACGAAAAUGCCGCCGAAACACGGGAAAAAGAUUGCCAAUCCCAGGACUGACAGCAGGUGUGAUUUGGUGGGAAAAUUCAAAACAUCGAUGAAGCGUUUCGUCCAAGAGGUAGAAAUAGGUAAUGCGAAGUGCUCCUAGGCCAUCCAACAAUGUUCUCUUACAUUCUCCCUAUUCUCACCGCAGACAAUACGAGGGAGGGGGCCGUCCAAACAAACGACAGGCUGCGACUAGUAGCUGGUAAAGUGAGCGUGUCUUAUAACACUGUGAAGGGUGCUCUGACUGGACUGCACGAGAAGUACGAAUCUUCGAAGGUGGAGAGAAACGUGUUCAGGCGGUAUGCACUUCUCAAAGGAAUCGUCAAGGAAGUCAUCCAACUAGACGCCCAAUACUGGCUCCUGCUAGACGUCCCCAAACAAGACAAGCAAGAACAGGUAAAUGUGUAUGUUCUGAGAGCAUGCGCAGUGUUGGAGAAAGCAUCUGAUACUCGACCUCAGGGUGAAAGUUCGAAGAGCCAAGCUGCCCAACAAGCGGAAGAGGAAGCGAGGGAGAAGGAGAGGAAAGCUAAACUAGAAGUUGCCACGGUGCAACAGAUAGAGGAAGAAAACACUCUGCUCAUUAACGAUCUUUACCGACUUUUAAAGAAGUAUGCCAACUUAAGGCAAGUGGUUCAUACACUUCACCUAUCGUACCGUGCAGCGCGCAUGUACCCAAUCUUCCCUCGGUACAACAUGUUGAAAGACAUGAUCAAGAGUGUCAUGCGAGAUCCCAGCUAUAUGGAAGUGUGUCACGAAGAGAGCUAAAAGCUCUCUCCUUCUGCUUCCCCUCUCCCUCCUCUUCUCUCGCUCUAAUGGCGCCAACAAAAAAAUAAUAAUUCUGAGCGUGGAUGCUCAGGUGGUCAGUCGCAAGUAAACUGAAUGUUCCUGUGUCACCAAAAUUAUUAAAGAUUGAAUAACAUUCGGAAAUACUUCUUAACGUUUUUGGACGUGAAAUAGGAAAGAUAAAUAAUAAAUAAAAAGCGUUCCUACGAAACGAAAGGUGACGUCUGUGAGACCGUAUAACGUUUUAACCAAUUAUUACUUAGUAGUUUAAAUUCUUGAAUGUAAAUAUUGUUCCACACUAUAUUUAGCAUCUUCUCCUGUUUUUAUUUACAUGUUAUGUUCUGAUUCGGAUGAUGUAAUCUAUGUUUGAUCUCAAAACAAAGUAGAGCUGUUUACCUCUUUUUAAAGUAUCGAGAAAAAAUAUUUCGAACAUAGAAUUAAAAAUUAAGAAUUUAUUUUUUCUAAAUCAUCUUAUUCUUUU
Molecule: messenger RNA, 1355 nt
Organism: Parasteatoda tepidariorum (common house spider)
Lineage: Eukaryota; Metazoa; Arthropoda; Arachnida; Araneae; Theridiidae
Source: RefSeq, a predicted model, not a curated record